AUGUCAAACAAAGUUUCAUCUGACGAAAUAGCCCCAGAUACUCCAACUCCAUUUGACUUACUAUCCUCAUAUGGUUUGCAAUUGAAACAUAUUGAUACAGCAAUUGCAUUAUAUGAUUAUAAAGGUAAUCAAAAUUCACAAUUGACUUUAAAUUUAGGUGAUACUGUAUAUAUUUUAGCAAAAUCCGCCACUGGUUGGUGGGAUGGAGUAGUAAUUGGAAAUAAUGGAGAAUUAAAUAGAGGCUGGAUUCCUCAUAACUAUGUACGAUCAGUAAAUUAUGUUCAACCUGUAUUGAAAAAGAUGAAGGAUAACAAAGAAUUAGAUACUAUUACUGCUGCAAAUACAGCUGCAAAUGUUUUAAUACCAUCUUUUACAAAUUAUCUACAAAAGAGUUUAAAUGAAUCAGAGAAAAACACUCCAAUAAAUUCAACAAGAAAAAAUUCAGUAGUUAGUUUUGCAAGUUCAGAAACUAGUAUACCUUCAGAAUCUAAGCACCUGAAUCUACAACCAAGUCAAAUAGAUGAAGUAAAUGAAAGUAGUCGGAAUUCUUCAAGUGUAGCAGAUGCUACUGAAAUAGAUUAUUCACAUCAACCUUCAUUUUCUCAUACAAUUUCAGGUAAUGAGGAAGAAGAUAUAGUUUUAGUAGAUAUAGAGGAAGCUGAGAAGUUAGUGGAAGAUUAUAAGAUUAAAAAUAAUAGAACAGUUACAUGGUUACCAAGAUAUACUUCGAGAGGCGAUUUUGUGUUUUAUUGUCAUCAAUUGAACAUUUAUUGUGAAUCAGUUGCUUUAUCAGAAUUUGAUCCUCAGUUUUUACCACCCAAUUUAGAAUAUGCAGAUUCCGACGUUAUUAAGGAUACUUCUGUUUUACAACUAAAGGCUUAUCAAAACACCGAUAGUAGUUUGGGACAAAGAGAAUCGUCUUCAACAACUUCAUUUGAUUCAUUAAAAAGAGAUUCUCAUUCAUCAGUAAGUUCUCAAAGCACCCAAGCAUCCUAUCAUCAUUUCACUAAACCAUUUUUUGCAAUGGAUAACUUAUUUUAUAAACAUUCUUCGGACAUAAGUCAUUUUACCAAAUUAAAAGAAGAAGUAAUUUAUAUUUUAGAACUUAUUGAACACACUUUACAAACUGAUAAUUCUUUGAUGUUCAAUACUCAUUUUGCUAGAUUAAAUAAAUUGACUGUAUUGAUAUGUGCAUCUGCAAGAUUAAAUCAGGCCGAUUUUAUUAAUGGAAAGUAUGACAAGGAGAUUACUUAUAGAUUAAGAAAAAUUUGUUUAUCAUUUUCUCAAUUAUACGUUGAUGGAACACUACAUUUGAAUAGAGCAAAACCAAAUAUUACCAUAAGUUUGAAUGAAGAGCCCUUGAGUUUGGAAGACAGUUAUCAAGGUUCAAAUAUAUCAUUUGAAGAAUCAAACGUAGAAAAUUCAGAAAAUUCAACGAACGAUGUUUAUUUUAUCAGAGCUAAAAAAGAUAUUCAAACAAUGAAGAAUAAUGCUACAAAAUAUAUCACAAUAUUCACCAAAAUUACUGCUAAUAAGACUGUAAGCUCUAAAGAUUACGAUUCUUCUGGUGGAUCGGAUGAUGAAACUCAAGAUAGAUCCGAUGUUUUACCACAAUCAUAUCCUAGAUAUAUUUCGAAUGAAUUUAAUGGUGGAAAUUGGUGCAACCCAUUCUUCUUUUCACAAAAUAGCUUUUUAAAUGUUAGUGGGAAUGAGCUAAAAAAUAGAUACCAUUUGAAAAUUUUAUUAGAUAAUCAAGCAUUAGAUUCUGUUUAUCAUUGUGUUGAAGAAAUGAUUAAGGUGACUCAAGAUGCUUUGAAUAUUUUAAAAGCACAAUCUGGUGUUGAUGAUCCAAUGGAAAGAAACUCAUUGAUAUUAAGAUUAAUAUAUAAAUAUCUUCAUCAUUCUAGUUCAUUAAUAGAUCUUAUGGAAUCUUUUGAUUUUACGGUAUUUUGUUUAGUUAAAAAAAAUGAUUUCAGUGAUGACAUAAAUAAGGAAAAGUUAAGAAAAUCAGUUGCAACUUUAUCAAUUGGUGACAAUCAAAGUAAUUCAAAUUCAAAUUUAAGUUUUGAUUAUCCUAUUGUCUUGGACUUUUUCCAAUUUAAACAAGAAUUUCAUAAUUUAGUGAUGAAUAUCAUAAUGGCUACUCAAUCAUUAUCAUCUGAAACUAAUGUCAAUAUGAUGAGAGAAUCUAUCAAGAAAGAUCCAUUAUACUAUGAUAAAGAAAUUUUAAAAAAUUCUACAGAAAGAACAGCUUUACUACUAACAAAUGUUUUACUUAAAACGGAAAACCCAUCAGAUGUUGUUUCAGAAAAUUUAAACAAUGAUACUUUAUUAGCUGACUAUUUGAAUGAAGGAAUAGAAGCUUGUGACACAAUUGUUGAAUUAACUCAAAAAUUAAUUGAUGAACGUGAAGGUAUACUAAAUUAUUCAACUCGUGUAAUGCAUGACGAUUUUGAUGUACAAUUAUUGUUGUUAGAAAGAAAUAAUACAAUACCUGCAGAAAAAACUGAAGAGCAUUCUUAUUAUAGUGGAGGUCAAAAUAACGCUAUUGAUGUCCCUUGGUAUCUUCAAGGUGAUGAUGAACAUGAUUUAUUGUUGGAUGUAAAAGGUAAUAUAAAAGGUGGUACAAAAGAAGCAUUAGUAUCACAUUUAACACAUCAUGAUAUGUUUGAUAGUCAAUUCAAUGCUGCAUUCAUGUUAACUUUAGCAACUAUGAUGUCAUUAGGAGAGUUUAUUAUGUUAUUGAUCAAUAGAUUUGAUAUAUAUGCACCAGAAGGAUUAAGUUUUGAAGAUUAUAAUAAUUGGAUAAUGAGAAAACAAAAUCCUAUAAGAUUAAGAGUUAUGAAUAUAAUGAAAUUAUUAAUCGAAAAAAAUUGGUCACCAUCAUAUUAUAAUGAACCAGUUUUGAAAAAAUGGUUAGAAUUUGCAGAGUCUCCAGCCGUACAAUCUUUUUCAAUAGGUAGAUUAUUAGCAUCAGACCUAAAAAAAUUAAUAGCAGGAGAAUUUAAAAUUGUUGAAAGACAACCAGUUAUAUCAAAUGCUAAACCACCAGCUCCAUUAACUAAAGGUUCAUCAUUACUGAGAAAAGUUAAAUUAUUAGACAUUGAUUAUGUUGAAUUAGCAAGACAAUUAACUUUAAGGGAAUUUAAAUUAUAUUGUGAAAUUUCAAAAUUUGCAUGUGUAGCAAAAGUUUGGGGUAAAAAAUCAGGAUUAAAUGAAAGUAUUGAUAGUAUAACUUCAUUUAUAAAAGCAUCAAAUCAAUUAACUAAUUUUGUUGCAUUUAUGAUAUUAAGAAAAAAUGAGCCUAAAAAAAGAGUUCAAAUUAUAAGAUAUUGGAUUCAAGUUGCUGAAAAAUGUAGACAAUAUAAUAAUUUUUCAUCAAUGACUGCUAUUAUAUCAGCAUUAUAUUCAUCUCCAAUUCAUAGAUUAAGAAAAACUUGGAAUUUUGCAAGUCCAGACUCUUUAGCUCAUUUAAAGAAUAUGAAUAAAUUAAUGAAUUCAACAAGAAAUUUUAAUGAAUAUAGAGAUGUCUUGAAAUUUAUUGGGUCGGAACCUUGUGUACCAUUUUUUGGAGUGUAUUUAUCUGAUUUAACAUUUGUAUUUCAUGGAAACCCUGACUUUUUAAUAAAUAGAACUAGAAUGAUUAAUUUUUCCAAAAGAUCAAAAACAAGUGAAAUUGUAUCAGGCAUUGAUAGAUUUAAAAAUGCUGGUUAUAAUUUUAUUGAAAUCCCUGAAAUUCAAAAAUAUUUAGAUCUGUGGUUUGAUAAAUGUCCUACAAUUGAAGAGCAAUAUAAGAUUUCUUUAAGUCUUGAAAAAAAAGUUUAA
Molecule: messenger RNA, 3825 nt
Organism: Lodderomyces jiufengensis
Lineage: Eukaryota; Fungi; Ascomycota; Pichiomycetes; Serinales; Debaryomycetaceae
Gene: CSC25
Product: Ras family guanine nucleotide exchange factor
Exons: 1
Coding region: 1-3825 (1274 amino acids)
Biological process (GO): Ras protein signal transduction; positive regulation of GTPase activity
Cellular component (GO): plasma membrane
Molecular function (GO): protein binding; guanyl-nucleotide exchange factor activity
Source: RefSeq, a predicted model, not a curated record